AAUGGAUGUAGCUGCUGAGAUGAAUGCAUUAAAAGAAGAGCACCGUUGCUUGCGAGAGAAGAUAACAGCUGUAAAUUGCCAUGAACAACAGUUAAAUGAAGAGGAAGCAAGAGUAGAACAGCUAAAACUACAACUAGAACAAGAGAAGGCAAAGCUAAAACUGAACCAAGAUAUUCUUGUUCAAGAAAAGAUGUUCAUGGCCCAGACUCAAAAAGAAAUUGAGGAAACAAGAAAAGAAGUUGAUGUUAUUCGUCAUGAGCAGGAGAUCAAAUUUAAUCAGAUUACUUCACAGACCCGAGCUCUUCACAUGCACCAAGAAAGAAUAGAAAAUGAGAACUUGAAAUUAGAACAGUUAAAGGAAGAAGUGAUUCGUUUAUCAAAAUUAGGCUUAUGUGCCACUUGCCGGACAAAAGGAGCUGGAGAAUUCCUGCUGGAAAGGUUAAAACCACAAAAUGGACGUCUCCCAGGGGAUGGUGGAGAAGGACAUAUCAGUAGCUCUCUAAAAUUGGAGAAUCAUAAUGUAAGAUUCUGCAUGUUAAUUAUACCAUUUGGAAAUUAUGUACAGCACCCAUAAGUUAAAAA
Messenger RNA from Cherax quadricarinatus, 582 nucleotides. The record is from RefSeq and is a predicted model, not a curated record. Lineage: Eukaryota; Metazoa; Arthropoda; Malacostraca; Decapoda; Parastacidae.